GUUCGCGCGGCACAGGCGUGUUCCGCCAGGCUUCGGAAGCCUCUUGGCACUGUCGAACGACCGGUCCCAGCACCCAGGCCUGCCAUUUUCAUCUUAUCCGCGGCCAAUCCGCCACGCCGAGCGCGGUUCGUUGCAAAGGAAUACGGCUUUCAAAGAACUCGUCGAACGCCGGUAACGACUGCUGCUUGUCCGCGCUCAAAACCGUGGCACCGCUGAAGAGCUUGGCCAGGACAAAGCAGCACAGCCAACCGUGACCGCGGCGACAGCAGCGAUGGCGGCUUUAACGCUCGACACGCUCGUCCCCGCAGCGGAGGCGCCCGCGCCACCCACACCGUACGCGGAAGCACCAGCGCCGGCUCCCGGGCCCGCGCCCGCGCCCGCGCCGUCGAGCCCGUCGCUGAUGGACGAACCGGCCCCCUGGAGCGACGCCCCCACGUCGCCGAUCGAGGCGCCGCCGCCGCCACCGCCCGCGGCUUCUCCUACCUCAUCCUACUAUUCAGCAGCGUCGCCGACGCGCUCCGUCUUUUCCUCCCAAACGCGCGAAGCUUUUGACGACGAGGACCAGUUCGACGACGGGCGCUCGGACGCCUCCGACGUUGCGUUGUCGUCGGACGACGACAUCAGUGACGACCCGGAGGAUAUUGGGAAAGUUCCGGGAACUUUCAGAGAUGUGCAGCUCCACGCGGCGCGCCUGGGUCUGACGCUGGAAAACGUCCUCGAGGCGACGGUCGUCCAUGAUGUGGAUGAGGACGGCGCGGCGAAGCAGGCCGGUCUCGUGGCCGACGUCUUGGUGGUCAGUGUCAAUGGCGAGACGACGCGGGGUCUCUUGCACGACGAGGUCAUCACGCUGUUGCGGACGCCGGACCGGCCCUUGACCCUGAAAGUGCAGGACUUGGACGCCGUAACUUUGGCGCGACGACGGAAGGAAGCGAGAGGCUUAGCAUUAGCAGCGAGGCAGCCGCCCACCUCUACAACGAGUGAGAUCACGGACCCCGUCUUAGAAAGUGCGGUACGCGCUUUACGUAGAGCCGGCUGCCUGCCCGGCGCGGCGCCUCCAAUCCCCGGCACGCCGUCGAAGCCCGAUUCUAUGGCGGAGCUCGCGUCACAACUCGCGGCGCUCGACGAGUUGUGUAGCAGGCCGACGACGGGCGGCCGCCGAGCUAGAGCGUCGUUACGCAAACACGAAGCAACACUAGCGCCGGCCCUCUGUAAAGUUAUUGAAGGUGGCGCCAACCAAGGGCCGUUCGAUCAACCGCGGCGGACGUUCACUUUACCGCUCGAGGACGACGAUGAAGAGUUAGCAGCAUCAUCAUCGGCCUACGCGAAGCAGGCGUCCGAUGGAGAUGGUUUCGCGCCGUGCCGCUGGGCCUCGGCGUCUGCUUUGCCUCUACAAGCAAAUACGGCUGCGGCGUCGUCGGCCCUGUCCGCUGCUAGACUAUUGUGUAGGAUCGCCGCGUUGCAGAGAAAGAGACCCAACGCCGCCUCUGGUACAAUCAAGAGGUUAGCGAGAUUAUCAGCUCUGGCGUGCGGCGACGCGCCUGCGAGCAACUUGAUUGCCCAAAGGUGCGCUCGAGCCUGCGCGGCGCUGGCGCCUACUCUUAGGUCGUGCGCUAGACCGCGCUACGACGCCUUUGCGAGAGCAUGUGUAAGCAAGGGCGCGCGCGACGCGGCGGACGCGCAAGCCCGAGCUUGUUUUGCGCGAUGCGUCGGUGGCUUCUGUGGUGGCGUCAUCACGCGACCGGUCGCGAAGUUUUUAGCAAGACAGUGCGGCAAGUUCGCGCGAGAUGCCUUGCCUUGCGUGCGUAGAGCUGCUUUGGACGCUUGUUUAACGCUCGCGGCGGGUCUACCCAAGACGCUCGAGGACGACGACGAGUCGCACACGUUCUCGCGCGAGGAGUUCCUCCACUUACUAUUGGCUUCGUUGAUUCCCAUCGCGCUGCAGUUGGCUACCGACGCUUCUGCUGAAGUAAGGGCGGCCUUCGCUCGAAGAGCAGGAGCUUUAUGUCAUGUUUUCGAGAAGCAAAGACUGGUCGUCGCGGACGAAGCAAGGGCUUUACUUGAAGAUGAUGAUACUAAUGUAAGGUCCGCGGCCUGCGAGGCGAUUCCCAGGAUCGCCGAAUUGUCGGACGAAGACGUGUGCGAAAAACUGACAUCUGCCUUAACGCCGGCUGCCGCGGCGCUGGCGUCCGACGAGUCGCCCGACUGUCGAGCGUCGCUGGCGAAGACGAGCGGGCUGCUGUUGCAAGCUCUAGGAAAUGAUCCUGAUGCGGCCUUGAAAGCCAGAGAAGGAGAAGACAGCGUUGCUCCUUUGGAUCGGGCCCUGUUUCCGCUUUUGCUGAUUCUCGUGAACGACGAGGCUCCUUCUGUCGCGUGCACGGCUCUUAGGGGUUUGGCGGACUGCGGCGCGGGUCUGGCUCGCGUCUUGGCGCCUCGACAUGUCGACGCCCUCACGAACUCGCUGGCGAACCUGUCGACGUCGCGCCACUGGCGCGUGCGAUGUUGUGCUGGUAGGGUCGCUCCAGCAUUGGCGCCGGCCUGCGACGACGAGGAGAGACGGAGAGCGCUGGCUGAAGUGGUCGCGAAGGCUUUGGACGAUGUCGUCGCCGAGGUGCGCAGCAACGCCUGCGCGUGCGCGUGCGCUUGUGCUGCCGCAGCAUCUAGGAGAAACGACGGCUUCUGGGUCGACGCGCCCCUCAAGGAGGUGUCGAGGCUGGGCGCAUCAGAAAGUUCGCGGCAGCGGCGCACCGGGUUAUUACUUGCUCGAAGCUUAGUAGAUGCGUCGUCGUCCUUCGCCCCGGCAGAUAGGGAAAAGUGCCGCGAGGACGCCGCGGCGCUCGCCGACGUCCUCGCGACGGACGAUUUGCCAUUAGUGCGCAUGGACGCUGCAUUGUUACUGGCCGAGCCGAUCCAGGCCGGCGACGGCGUCGUCCAGCGCCUCGCCGGCGACGACGACCCCGACGUGAGCGAGGCGGGGUUCAACGCGCUCAAGGCGCGCGAGGAGCGCGUGCGCGACGACUCGUCGUGUGCGGUCGACUUCGGGUCGCAGUCGACGAACAUGGAUUUGGUCGAGCCGGCGGACGUGGAGGUGGUGGACGACUCCGCCGCCGCUGCCGCCGCCGCCGCCGUCGACUCGGCGGAUAGUUAAUAUUUUUCGUGGGUA
This is a messenger RNA of Pelagomonas calceolata, 3160 nucleotides long. Lineage: Eukaryota; Pelagophyceae; Pelagomonadales; Pelagomonadaceae. The record is from the annotation of a GenBank genome assembly.